AUGGCAACUCUAACAACAAAUUUUGUUCCACAGCCAGCGGUUCAUAAAUCUACAGCGGAUCGAUCGCUAAAGAAGUCAAGAAAUGCUAAAGAUAUACCUUUACCGGAAGUACCAAAAGUCAUAGACAACGGAAGUGGGAAAAGAUACUUUCGAGGCAGAUUGCUUGGAAAGGUUGGUAUUGUGCCGUAUAUUUUUUUGUUAGACUUAAUCAUUACAUUAACGCCGCUUCAUCUAUCUUUUGUACCUGUAGAUAAACAUCCGAAACGCCAUUUUAAUGGAAAAUUAUAGAGCUGUAUUAUCUUACAAAGCUGUCCGUCCUCCGUCAUCUUACAUUCACUCAGUGUGUAGUACUGUCUCAAAUCUGUUCAUGAAAAUCGUCGAUCUGAAAUAAUUGCUUAAAGAGCUGAUUUUCAAAUUAAAGCGAGAAAAAUUGUAGUUAACUUGUCAUUUGCUGCACGUCCUUGGAUACUGAUCUUUCGAGUGAAUUUUCCGGGAAAAUUGUGUGUCACGGCACCUUAUUUUAUGUGUAAUAUUUUUCAGGAGUUGCUGACCAAGAUGUUGUCGAAUUAAUGAUAUGAUAUUAUUAAACACAACUUCAAUAAUUGAAUAAACGUAAAGUAGCGAUCAGAGAUCGGAAAAGGAAGGAAAAAAAAGUCCAAAGCGCAGUCGUUGUUUGUUUUUCUUAUUAUGAACUGUAGAUGGGGUCUCCACCCAUGUUCUUGAACAGGUUUUUGUGGUUCAGUUGGCUAAUUUCUGUACUCACAACGGAAACUGUUUCGUUUGCGUAAGGAGAAAGAAGUUAUUAUUCGGUAAUGCAUGCAAUACUAGCGUGCUUAUAGCUUACUUGGAUCUUUCCCACCUGCUUUCUCUAAUAACUAACACCAAAAGAAAAGAUUUAGGUUGCAUAUCUUUUGUAUGACAUACCUGCAAGCAGCAUAAGUUGCAGCAAACUUGUUUGGUAAUACGUAGCCUGUGAACAAACAGCAGUCGGCUCUCCACGCUCCUCGUCGCUUGGGACGUUUCGCCAGGAGGGGUGAAAACUUCCCUAGCGCAGGCUACGAAAUCACACUUAGGCGAAAUUGUUACAACACUCCCGACUGCUUGAGUUAUUCAGUCGCUUUUGCUUAUAUUUAUACAGUUACUCUGCCGUUUUUGUUUUUGCGAUAGUGUAAGAUCGCCAAAUACCCAUUAUUCACCAGCAUGAAUAGAGUGUUUUUUUUUUUUUGUCGAAGUGUCAAAAAGAGGCACCUUGUCCAGCCCAUUGUAUAUUUCUUUCACAUAAAUAAUGUCCUAACUACUUGCGCACGCUGGUGCCGGUCACCCACUAGAGCACUCAUUUGACUUAGGAGACACGCUUUAUUGCAAUAUAAUAAACUGGUUCUGACCAUUAAUAGCUAGCAAAUUUCUUUUCACCUUUUUUUUUUAACUAAUAGUGGUCAUUUUCACCUCGGAAAGUGUUACAGUUCAGCUAUGCGAUCAUAACAAUUAAACUCGUUCUAAUGUGUUUGUUUUGACACUCAGGGCGGGUUCGCUCGUGUCUAUGAAGUCACAGACAUGUCAACGAACAAAGUAUACGCUCUCAAAGCUGUGCCAAAAGUAAAACUCUCAAAAUCUGCGGAUAGAUACAACAAGGUAAGAUCUACCGUUUAGCGAAAUGUAGCUUAUGUCCCCCGUGUUGAUCUUUAUUCAAACAAACUGCUAUUUUCCGGCAAGAAGCAGAGACCAUGCAUAUAGCAAGUGCACGCGGACGCGAAGUAUAAAUUCUUAACCUCCUGCCCAGACCACUUUUCAGACUUACAGAAAGAGUGAGAUCUGGACAGGAGAUAACUAAACCUACUUGGCGCUUAUGACUGCCCUUAGUGAAGUGUUAAUUCUCAACAUCUCUAUCGUUCCUGUAGUUCACACGUGAAAUAUGCUCCUUUGUAGAUCGAAACAGAAAUCGAGCUGCACAAGAGUCUUCGUCAAAGACACGUAGUUGGUUUUCAUGGUCAUUUCGAGGACGAGCAGCAUGUUUAUAUAUUAUUGGAACACUGCAGCCGUAAGGUAAUGAUAAGGAAAACGGUCGGUUCGAUGCUAGUAGUAGUCUGCUACACAGCCGUUUUUAGCGUCGUCACGCAAAGCUCCUCCCUAGAAGUGGGGAGGAGCGUUGCGUGACGACUCUAGAAACGGCUGUGUAGCAGACUAUGCUAGUAGUUGAACAGAAAUUGUGUUCACUUCAAGUAUAGUUUGUGCGUGAACAAGAAUAACAUUUUGGGUGAAUACUCGUCGUUUUUAAGCCAAGUCUUAUUUACACCUCGACUGAAUAAACUUGUAUCGAAACGACCGGUAAACAUAAUUUAGAGUCACUUUAAGACUGUAGCAGUUUUCAGUUUACUGCAAAAAAUAUAUUUUGUUGUUGUUUUUGUUUUAUCUAUAAGUCAAAAGGCUGCUUACUCUUUUUAAUUUUGGAAACUGUGGGAGGAGGCCAGUCUCUUAAUAAAUAAAUUGAUGAGAAAUUAACGAUGAUUUUGUGAAUACUUGCAUGCUGUUGCAGUGGAAUUCGGUAAGGGAUAACCGGAGCUCCACUCGGAUUUUAAACCCCACGGAACAAGGGUGAAAAACCAAGAUUAAACAACCCGGCUACAACGGCUCGUAUGUGGCGUUGACCCCGGGCGUUUGGCGUAAUCAACGUACUGAUCGAAAUGGAGAGCUUACUUGUGUUUUUUUCCUACUUUGCACAGUCCUUAGUACAGACUCUCAAAAAUCGUGGCAAGCUCACAGAACCCGAGGUACGGUAUCUUAUGUUCCAAGCUGUUCAAGCAUGCUCGUAUCUGCACGCUCAGCGGGUCAUACAUCGCGACAUUAAAGUCGGCAACUUUUUUCUCAAUGCCGACAUGGAAUUGAGACUUGGAGACUUUGGUCUGGCAGUGAGGCUAAAGGAAGAAGAGAAAAAGAUAAAGUAAGUGAGGCAGUUAUGAAGGGGAGGGGCAAUGGCGAGAACUAGACAAAGAGGCGGCUCUUCGCGUGCCUUUUCGUAGCUUUCCCGCUCAUUUGUGCGCUCACAAGACACAAUCGCCAGCCACGCAUGCUAUAUUUCUUUGAGAAAAUUCUGUUGAAAUUCCGAAAUCGUAAAUUCAUUCUUUAGCGGGAUUAUGAGAAAUCCCAGUUUUAAUAGGGAUCAAGAUCCCAGCGAUUUAAGUUUUGGCACAAAAACUUGCGUGGAUAUGGUAGAUCUGGCGAAUACGCCCAAGUGACACACUCCUUUGUUAGCGAUCUACUGCAAAGGAAAACCCACAACCUAGCAACGUAUGGGAUCCAGCAAAGAGACACAAUCCACAAAAGACAGAAGCUAAUUAGAUAACUAUGUUCAUAGAAUUUCUGAGACGAAUUAUAGGUUCCUAACCGAGCUGGAGCUGACUUUAAUAACUUUAAGACUUCUUUUAUGUCAAAAGAAACAGUGUAGAUUACUCCCUUGUUAAAAUGUGCGCAAACAGAUUGUGGCUUCAAAGGCUUUAUUUCAUCGUUGCAAAGGGAUGGCAACAAUCAUAAUCAUCAUCACAGAGCACUGCAUGACGACCAAAGUAUAAAGUUCUUUGCGUUCAUUUUUGUUUCAGGACGAUGUGUGGUACCCCAAACUACAUUGCACCUGAAGUGUUAAGUAAAGAAGGCCAUAGUUAUGAAGUGGAUACUUGGGCUCUAGGAUGCGUCAUGUAAGUCACAUAGAAAGUCAUCACUUUCUUUUCCCAAGUUUCUUGUGAAGCCUAAACUUUCCAACGUGUUCGCUUGUCACUGUAGUUCUUUCUUCUUCUUUCACAGGUAUACUUUGUUGGUUGGGCAUCCCCCGUUUGAAACAAAGUCGCUGCGAGAGACCUACAACAGAAUACGAAACAACGAAUAUACCAUUCCCUCGCGUAUUUCAGACAACGCUGCUAAGCUUAUUAAAAGAAUGCUCAAACCGAACCCCGCUGACAGGCCCUCUUUAAAGGAAAUUCUUGCCGACGAAUUUUUCACGAAGGGAUUUUUUCCGAACCGACUCCCAGGUACAUGUGUCACCUCCUCGCCGAAAUGGUCCGAGUAUGAAAAAAGCGGAGAAUCUGACAAGAAAAUUUCCAACGACGCGAUUAAGAAAAUAACAAUUGCUUUGUCCCGGCAAAUGAAGCUUGCGAGCGACGAAAAGGAUGAAACAAUGGAAAAAGACUGUCGAGUGAAAGAAAUGAACGGUGAAUGCGGAGGCAAACUGGUGUCUCCUUCUGAAAAAGAUAGGGGAAUAAGUCAAAGCAGUUCCACUCCUCGGGAUAAAACACGGGACACGCGACAAGAAGGUAGGCUGUUAUCGAGAAACGGGACAAGAAAGCAACUUCGUUCCCAGGUUCUCUUCUACACUUCCUUCUCUCGCUCACUCUUUAUCGUUGCGCAAAUGUGCCAGUGUCGUGUCCAAUUGCAUCAUAGGAAAUUUUUGUUAGGGGUUGCAAUUGGGGCGCAGCUAGUGCUCUAAGAUGACCUCUGAUCUACGAUAUUGAUAUACGUAUAAAAUAAGAGGACAUUAGGCGUUCCCUAAAAAAAUAACACAAGCAAUUCGACAGCCUCAUUAACUAGUCGUUCGGGAAGUGACGUCACCCGUCAAGCUUGUAAGGAAUAUUCGCGUUCGGUUCCAAGCCUCCUAUGCUCACUCGGAUAGCGUGAAUUGGCCUGGGGAUGAGGCUGGCAAUUCGACACAAAACCGAACCAGUCUUCACGGGCGUGUUCACCAUACAGGAGUCAUAGAAAAGUCCAACAAUAAUGUCAAUCCAUUACCUAUGGGUGUGGCUAUGACAACUAUGAUUAUUGUCUAGAGCUUUUGUCAAAAUGUCUAAGAUGUUUAAUUGUCGAGCUUUCCAUGAAUCUAAGUGAUGACCUUUCACUGUUCGUUCCUAUUUAGGUCACCCUAAGCCCAAAUACUUUCCGCCAGACGAACUCAUCUGUAAACUGUCCAAGUGUCUCGAAUGCCUAGAAGAAAGUGAACAAAAACUUCCUGUCAAGCCACUGGGACUUUUUGCCAAGAACCCCUCCUGUCAGCCACAAGGAAAUGGAAAGAAAUCAGGGGGGAUACAAACACACGACGAUCUUAAGCCCUUAUUGGUGACCAAGUGGGUGGAUUAUAGCAAUAAGUACGGGUUUGGUGCUCAGCUAUCGGAUGGAAGCUUUAAUGUGAGGUUUAACGACGGCUCGAAAAUUGCUAUAUCCCCUGGUAAAAGGUGAGUGUACGUUUUCUUUCAACAAAAGUGCGAUGAAUUUCUCGGUCAUUUUCUUAGUGGUUAUAUCGAAACAGAUAUUUCGCCUUAGAAUUGUGCAUGUCAAGGCUAGGGCAUUUCCCUCUUAUUGCUGAUUUCCAUAUCCUUAACAGAAGGGUUUGAUAUGAAGGAGAUUGAAAUUGCGAGCAGCUUUAGUAUAGCGAUGAAGUUCAAAUAAUGUGUCAUUUAAGUCAUAUUAGGUCAACCCCCAUUCUCAAAGACCUCGCUCGCACUGACCCUCGUUUUCAAAAAGAGGCUUUGGGCAACUUGAAAAUGGACUAUAAUUCAAUCAAAAGUAGGUUGAGUUUGAUCGUCCGGGUGAAUGUAGUCCUGAAUAGGACUAUUGUUGUUAACAGUGACUGAUGCUUUGACAACCUGUGCGGUAGUCAUCUUCAGAGUCAAAGGGAGUUGUAUCACGUCAGUUAAUGGUAUUGUACUCUGGUUAUUGACCUGAUUGGUCAAUUACGUCAAUGUUUUGAAUUGCCGUUGAAUGUUUUGAAUUGUUUUUGAUACUAUUAAAAGUAAAUCGUAUCGAAACAGAUUUCAGAAAUCGACGUCAUCAGACUCUUGUACGAACACAUUUGACGACCGAUUUACACGACCAUUUUGCGAACACCCGAAUGUUCGUUGCCAACUGGGAUUUCUUUCUUUCUAUUUUUUUUCUUGACAGCUUUGUCCAUUAUUGUGAUCGACUAAAUAACCCAAGUCAGUUCAGGUCUAACGCCGUACCAACCAAUCUACAGGCAAAGUACAUGCUGUUGACUUACUUUGCUAAUUACAUGGACAAACAUUUGUUAAAGGUAUAAGACCGUUCAUUUCAAAUAACGUGUUUGUUAGUUUCACUAAUACGCGUCUCUCAGAUGUAAACUUUAAACUUCAUUUAUCCAAGGACGUUUGCCAAUGAAACCGUGCGAAACACACCACGCACCAGAACCUAAUCAUUCGCCAUUUCCGCAUUUGUCAUAAUACCUUGUUUGCCCUCCAAAACUUUGCUUAACCUUUGUUAGUUUUAAGUUCUCUUGGGUAUUACAUUCGUCCUAAGAGAUAUUGAAAACAAUGAUUAUAAAUGCAAAAUUUUGGAAGGGAAAAUGCGCUAGUAGAGAACAUGGAAACCUGGCUUUCUGCCUCUCACCAAGUUUAUUGAAAAACAGCUGUCUCCUCCGCAGAAGCUCCCUGCCUAUAGCAAUAAUGGAAAAAUAGAAGCGCGCGGGGAACGAUGGGAAGAGGGAAAAGGCGGGAGCCUCUCUCCUCUCUUUCCCCUUCCCAUCGUGCCCCGCGCGCUCUCUAUUUCUUUCUCACCAACCUCCCCACAACAAAAAGAAACCUCUGCGGGGGAGAGAGGCAAAACAGCGAAACUUGAAGCAGUCUGUUUCGUAGCCCUGUUUCCAUACAAGGUCUGACGUUGUUUACAUGAUUGUAUAUACGUAAGACCUCUAAUGCAGUGAAGGUGAUUUGUACAUUUGAAGGUAGUAAAAAGUCUCAGGAAGAGGAUCAAAUUAUGUUGAUAUUUAUUCUAACUGACUUGGAUCAUAACAUCUUCAAACACUGUCAAAUUCUUUAACAGGGUGGCGAUUCCAAAGGAGGAAUUUCCGCUGAUCAGCCGAGCUAUCCGUUCGUAGACAUCUGGUUUAGAACAGACAUCACGAUGGUUAUGUAUCUUAGCAACGGAACCAUACAGGUAGUCCAUGGGCCAUUUCACGAUGACGAGAUUUGACGACAACUACCUGAGAAUUCACUUCGUUUUGCUUUAUUUUCAAUCCCGCUGGGCUUUAAAAAACAGUAGCCCUAAAUUUGCACAAGAAAACAACACACUAAAGGAUUCUAGAAGUUGAAGUAAAAGUUCGUCAUCGUGCAAUUUCUUCCUAUUAAUAUUCUGCUAGUCUAAUGUUCAUUGGUUUAAUUGACAUUCAAUCAAACCCGUAUACUCUUCCCUUGCAAGGUAAAUUUCUUCAACGACCACACCAAGAUAGUACUUAUUCCUGGCAACAGCGAUGUUCUAGUUAUUUACAUCGAUAAGCAGAGAGAAGGGACAAGUUACCUCAUGUCAGAAAUUAACUCACAGGGUUGCACAGAGGAAAUGAUUGAGAGACUUCGAUACUGCAAACGGGUAUUGAAUAAGGUCUGGGACCUUGUUGAAGAGGAGAAGAACACGUGAUUUGUAUCGGAGAAAAAGGAGAUUUUCUAUGAAGAACAAACAAAUAAAUAAACAAAAUAUAGCAAAAAGAAAUAUUUUAUAGCAGCCCGCGGAAAACACUAGAAUUUAAAUAUGAAGAGAAUCGAUUGGGGAUGAGUUUAGUUACAACUG
Molecule: messenger RNA, 7554 nt
Organism: Porites evermanni
Lineage: Eukaryota; Metazoa; Cnidaria; Anthozoa; Scleractinia; Poritidae
Source: the annotation of a GenBank genome assembly